Messenger RNA from Cinclus cinclus, 1158 nucleotides. Its product is annotated as POU domain, class 5, transcription factor 3-like. The record is from RefSeq and is a predicted model, not a curated record. Gene Ontology annotation, molecular function: RNA polymerase II cis-regulatory region sequence-specific DNA binding; DNA-binding transcription factor activity, RNA polymerase II-specific. The coding region runs from base 1 to 1158 and encodes 385 amino acids. NCBI's taxonomy places the organism in Eukaryota, Metazoa, Chordata, Aves, Passeriformes, Cinclidae. The transcript has 5 exons. Gene Ontology annotation, biological process: regulation of transcription by RNA polymerase II.
AUGUUCAGCCCGGACGGGGGGCUGCCGGCCGCCCCCUUUGGCCUCCUGACCGACGCCGGACCUCCCUUCCCCCGCGGCAGCUUCGACGGGGCGCCCGCCCAGCCGCUCUUCUUCCCCUUCGCCGCCACAGCCGAGCCUGAGCCCGCCCGCGACCCACCGCCGGCCCGCGCCUGGCUGCCCCCGCCUGCCCCCGCGCCGCCCGCCAAGGCGGAGGCGCGCCCGGGUCGGCCCUGCAGCCAGCCCGAGCCCGAGCCCCGCACCGCUGCUUGCUGCGGCCCGGCCUGGCCCCCUCCGCCCUGGGCCGGCCCUGCGCCCUCCGGCCCCACAGCCCUUCCCGGGCCGCCCUUCCCUGGCCCGGCCGCCUCUGCCUUCCCUGGCCCCCAGCUCUGCCCCGGCGCGCUGCAGCCGGGCUCCGGCGGCCCUUCGGGGCUGGGGAGCAGCGGCAGCUCCAGCGGCGCCGCCAGCGAGGGCGGACACUCCAGCGACAGCGGUGAGGAGGAUGCGCCAACCUCAGGAGAGCUGGAGCAGUUCGCCAAGGACCUCAAGCAUAAGCGUAUCAUGCUGGGCUUCACCCAGGCUGACGUAGGGCUGGCACUGGGCACACUCUACGGAAAGAUGUUCAGCCAGACGACCAUCUGCCGCUUCGAAGCACUCCAGCUCAGCUUCAAGAACAUGUGCAAGUUAAAGCCGCUGCUGCAGCGCUGGCUCAAUGAGGCAGAGAACACGGACAACAUGCAAGAGAUGUGCAAUGCAGAGCAAGUACUGGCCCAAGCCCGGAAGAGAAAACGCAGGACCAGCAUUGAGACCAAUGUGAAAGGGACACUGGAGAGCUUCUUCCGCAAGUGCGUGAAGCCCAGUCCCCAGGAGAUCUCCCAGAUUGCCGAGGACCUCAACCUGGAUAAAGAUGUGGUGCGGGUCUGGUUCUGCAACCGGCGUCAGAAAGGCAAACGGCUGCUGCUGCCCUAUAGCAAUGAGGCAGAGGGCAUGAUGUAUGACAUGAACCAGCCCCUGGUGCCCUCUACUCUGCCCAUCCCAGUGACAUCCCAGGGCUACAGCCUGGCACCCUCCCCUCCUGUCUACAUGCCGACCUUCCACAAAGCUGAGAUGUUCCCUCAAGCGCUGCAGCCUGGGCUCUCCAUGAGUAACAGCGGCCACUGA